UCGCCAACUCCCAAAUCUGUCUCCGCUCUCCGUCGCUUUCCUUCCCACGAACACGAUCCGGCUCUGCUUCUUCCGUCCUCGCGGAAAAGGAGCCCCAAAAACGGGUUUGAUUGGAUUCCGUUCUUCUUCCUUCCUCCUCCUCCUUUUGGGUGCUCGUCGAUCGAUGCGGAGAGCCGGAAAUCUCUCCUGAUCGCUUUUGAUUCCCCUCGAGGUAAUCCCUUCAUCGCUCCUCUGCUUUAUCGAUUCCAACCUACAUCAUCGGCAUCCAAGACCGAUCGGCUCAAAAGGUUUCGAUUCUUCUCCUCCUUUUCUUUCCAAGCAAUUUUUUACCCCUUUCCAAGAAUAGUGACUGGGAGCAGGCCAAGCAACGGGACUGGACCUCUCUCGUUCCCCGUCUCAUUCGGCAUUGAUGCGUACGAGAACAUCCCUAUUAGGGAUGUUAACAGACGGACCUAAUCGUACAAGGUCUUCGUACGGUAUACAUGGCUGUGACGAUCACACACGCCAUGGCAUUGGAAUCGGUGUCGGUUCGCGCAUCCCAUUCUCGCUUGGAGUUCAAUCGAUGGAUUCGAAGGCCUAUGCAUUCGAGCUUCAAUGCAUAACCAUGAUAGGUCGUGUUUGUCGCAUGUUGACAGGAAAGAUUAGCUUCGAAUGUUAGUUAAGUAGAACGUCCAAUGAAGUCUGCAAGCUGUUGCGGUGGUGAGCAUUGGAAACUAUAUCUGUGCGUUGAAACCUCUUCCAACAAUUGAAUUGUCCUUUCCUUAGCUUUAUCAUUGCAAGUGGCCACCUAAAAUAAAAAAAACCAUACUGUAUCUGUUCUCAAUCACAUGUAAUUAUAGGGUGAUAAGCAUCACGAUUGUUCCAAUUGCGCCUCAGGUGAUACUCUGAUGCAGGAAAAAUAUUUACUGGGGAGAUCUCUUCAUGGAUUAAAUGAGGUUUAUCCACCUGUCGUUACUUAUUGGCUAAUUACAGGAGGUUAAAGGAAUGAUUAAUAGUUACGUGGCUGCACGCUAUCCUCCUUCAUACCAGCCUUCUCAUUGGAGAGAGAGCAGCCGACGUGGGACCACCGGUGCGCUUCCUGGGAAGGUCAGAGAUGCGGGUAACUUUGUUCCUCGAACUCCUGGGCCGUUGUCGACGCGUGCACCAACGUAACGCCUUGGCAGCUAACGAAACGGAGCAACGUCGCCGUCCAUCUUUUCAAUUGGACGGCCCUGAUUUCUCGACGAUCACUAAAAGCUUUCGCGCUUCCGUGGGCUCAUCCACACUGCAAGCAACACCGUCGAACACAAGUGCAGUCGGUUCUUAUCGUUAAAGAUUGCACGCAUUAAGAAGAUAUCCUUGUCAUGUAAAGUUGACGAAGCUAAGCAGAGAUGGAUCACAGCGAGGGCGGUGAGGACAUCGAGAGUACCGUGGACGAGGCGGCAGCGCCGAGGGAGAUGAAGAGGAAUGGGUCAAACUUCUUCGAUGACAAGGAGGCGGGCAUGAGGGAGCCCCUCCUCAGGCGGCGCACCAUGAAUACCACGUCGCAGCUUGCCGUCGUUGGCGCCAACGUCUGCCCCAUCGAGAGUUUGGACUAUGAGAUUGUGGAGAAUGACCUAUAUAAAGAAGAUUGGAGAUCAAGGAAAAAAGCUCAGAUAUUUCAGUAUGUAGUUCUUAAGUGGACCCUUGCACUUCUUAUAGGCUUGGUCACUGGGCUAGUUGGAUUUUUCAACAACCUUGCUGUGGAGAAUAUAGCUGGAUUUAAGUUGUUGCUGACAAGUAAUCUUAUGCUGAAGCAUAGUUAUCACAAAGCAUUUGUUGUAUAUGCUGGCUGCAACUUAGUUCUGGCAGCAGCUGCUGCUGCCUUAUGUGCUUAUGUUGCGCCUGCGGCAGCUGGAUCUGGCAUUCCUGAAGUUAAAGCUUAUCUAAAUGGUGUUGAUGCUUAUUCAAUAUUGGCUCCUAGUACACUCUUUGUGAAGAUAUUUGGCUCCAUAGGGGGAGUUUCUGCUGGAUUUGUCUUGGGUAAGGAGGGGCCUAUGGUACACACUGGAGCAUGCAUAGCUUCCCUUCUUGGUCAGGGUGGAUCACGCAAGUACCGUCUAACAUGGACAUGGCUCAGAUACUUCAAGAAUGAUCGAGAUCGUCGAGAUCUGAUAACCUGUGGGGCAGCUGCAGGUGUGGCAGCUGCCUUUAGAGCCCCAGUAGGUGGGGUCCUCUUUGCCCUUGAAGAAGCAGCAUCUUGGUGGCGAAGUGCCCUUCUUUGGAGAACAUUUUUCACAACAGCAGUAGUUGCUGUGGUAUUGAGAACUUUUAUAGACUUCUGCCGCAGUGGAAACUGUGGUCUCUUUGGGCAGGGAGGAUUGAUAAUGUUUGACCUCAGCUCCAGUGUUCCUGCAUAUGGAACACCUGAUCUGAUCGCAGUGAUAGUUCUUGGUAUUGUUGGUGGUAUUUUUGGAAGUCUGUACAACUUUCUCAUUGACAAGACACUUCGCACAUAUAGCAUCUUCAAUGAGAGAGGAGCUCCAUUCAAGAUCCUUCUCACAGUUGCUGUCUCCCUGUUGACUUCUUGCUGCUCAUAUGGACUUCCAUGGCUGGCCAAAUGCACCCCAUGCCCUCCAGAUGCACAUGAUCAAUGCCCAACCAUUGGUCGCUCUGGCAACUAUAAGAAUUUCCAAUGUCCUCCAAACCAGUACAAUGACCUUGCCUCCCUCUUUCUCAACACCAAUGAUGAUGCUAUUCGUAAUCUUUUUAGUGGUGGCACUGACAAUGAGUUCUGUCUUUCUACACUUUUCAUCUUUUUCAUUGGAGUUUAUUGCCUUGGCAUUGUUACUUAUGGCAUUGCCGUCCCUUCUGGCCUCUUCAUCCCUGUCAUAUUGGCUGGAGCCUCAUAUGGUCGUCUAGUGGGCACCUUUCUUGGUUCUUUAUCUAAACUAGAUAAAGGAUUGUUUGCCCUCCUUGGCGCAGCUUCCUUUCUUGGAGGAACUAUGAGAAUGACAGUCUCAGUUUGUGUCAUACUACUUGAGCUCACCAAUGAUCUUCUGAUGCUCCCCUUGGUAAUGCUUGUUCUCCUUGUGUCCAAAACUGUUGCUGAUUGCUUCAACAAAGGAGUUUAUGAUCAAAUGGUGAAGAUGAAGGGUUUCCCUUUCAUGGAGGCUCAUGCUGAGCCUUACAUGAGAAACUUGGUGGCCAGUGAUGUGGUCUCAGGCCCACUCGUUACCCUCUCUGGGGUUGAAAGGGUGGGAAAUAUAGUUCAUGCCAUACGAUUGACAGGUCAUAAUGGAUUUCCGGUAGUUGAUGAGCCACCUUUCUCAGUUGUACCAGAACUGUGUGGACUUGUACUAAGAACACAUCUGCUUGUGUUGCUCAAGGGAAAGAGAUUUACAAAGGAGAGAGUGUCAACCGGGGCAGCAGAUGUUUUGCAGAGAUUUGGUGCAUAUGAUUUUGCGAAAGCAGGAUCUGGUAAGGGUGUGAAAUUGGAGGAAAUAGAUAUCAAUGAAGAGGAGAUGGAAAUGUAUGUUGAUCUCCACCCAAUUACUAAUAGAUCACCAUACACAGUGGCGGAGACCAUGUCUCUGGCAAAGGCUGCAAUUCUUUUCAGAGAGCUCGGACUGAGGCAUCUAUGUGUUGUGCCAAAGACUCCAGGGAGGCCUCCUAUUGUCGGGAUUCUUACACGACACGAUUUCAUGUCAGAGCACAUUCUAGGGCUUUUUCCUCGUAUCAAGCACCAUGGGUAGCACGAGGCACUAUCAAUGUGCCACAACCUUCUGUUAAUUGUUGGGCUAUGUAAGAUGCAAUAUAGAUUCAUCAACAUCUUAGUUGCAUUAUUUCGUUGGAGAUAGGUGACGAGCUACUGGAGAAAGUAGUUUACAUUGCUUUCUGUUCAUACUUCAAUGUAAAACUUGUCGUCGUUGUGUUCCGCAUUCUGCAUCUUGAGAAUAUGUUCAAGAAGUAAAUGCAUUCAAAAUACGCUUCAAGCUGCUGUAGUACAUUGAAAUGCGGCAUUUAUCUGGUCUUCUCUUUAUUUUUC
Messenger RNA from Musa acuminata subsp. malaccensis (wild Malaysian banana), 4006 nucleotides. RefSeq names its product chloride channel protein CLC-c. Gene Ontology annotation, cellular component: plant-type vacuole membrane; intracellular membrane-bounded organelle. NCBI's taxonomy places the organism in Eukaryota, Viridiplantae, Streptophyta, Magnoliopsida, Zingiberales, Musaceae. The record is from RefSeq and is a predicted model, not a curated record. Gene Ontology annotation, molecular function: voltage-gated chloride channel activity. Gene Ontology annotation, biological process: chloride transport; transmembrane transport.